AUGCAUACGGUUUUGACCCGGGGAAACGCCACCGUGGCGUAUACGCUGAGCGUCCUAGCCUGCCUCACCUUCAGUUGCUUCCUGUCCACCGUCUUUCUCGACUACCGCACCGACGCCUCAAUUAACACGGUCCGGGUGCUGGUGAAGAAUGUGCCGGAUUAUGGAGCUUCCCGCGAGAAACACGAUCUGGGCUACGUCACCUUUGAUUUGCAGACGAACCUGACCGACGUGUUCAACUGGAACGUGAAGCAGCUGUUCCUGUAUCUGACCGCCGAGUACAAGACGCCGGCCAACCAGCUCAACCAGGUGGUGCUCUGGGACAAGAUCAUCCUUCGCGGCGACAACGCCGUUCUGGACUUCAAAAACAUGAACACCAAGUACUACUUCUGGGACGACGGCAACGGUCUUAAGGAUAACCGGAACGUGUCCCUCUACCUCUCAUGGAACAUCAUUCCCAAUGCUGGCCUCCUCCCCUCAGUCCAGGCCACCGGCAAGCACAUCUUCAAAUUCCCGGCCGAUUACGCCACCUCGUCCAUCUAGGGUUAAAGUUAGUGAAGCGAAUCAACAGAUACUGAUAGGAAUCCCAUACUUAGUGGAUAUCAAAUAAAAUUGAAACCAAAAAUAAAAAGUUUCAUUUUCCUUUUAAGAUCA
This is a messenger RNA of Drosophila ananassae, 651 nucleotides long. It is a transcript of the gene Spase22-23, whose product is annotated as signal peptidase complex subunit 3. Lineage: Eukaryota; Metazoa; Arthropoda; Insecta; Diptera; Drosophilidae. The transcript has a single exon. Gene Ontology annotation, biological process: protein targeting to ER. The coding region runs from base 1 to 540 and encodes 179 amino acids. Gene Ontology annotation, cellular component: signal peptidase complex; membrane. The record is from RefSeq and is a predicted model, not a curated record.